UAAAGGGAGGGUUUACCCCGGACCAAGAUGGCGGCUCCAUUGACGCAUAUGUUCCCAUUGACCGGAGCGCGUGACCAUGAAGGGACCAGCGCGUCUCUGAUUGGUCCGCAGCCUGUCAGUCACACAGCUCUUCCGGGUUCUCUGCAAAUGGCCAAAUUCAGUAGUUUUUAAACCUCCACUGCGGUGGGAAAGUGGACUUUGGUUCCUCUGGUGUCCAACAUGUCCUCCAGGACCGGGUCGGGUUGGGUUCUUCUGCUCCUCUUCACUUUUACUGUGAGUGUCCGGUGUCGGUUCUCCUCCCUGGACCACCUCAGACCCGCAGCCUCGGACCAGGCUCAGGGCAGAGCCGUGGCGGAGCUGCUCCGGAGGCUGAUCGGCUCCAGGUCGGCGGAGUUCGUGGUGUCGGUGAACCGGAGCCUUUCCAACGACAGCCUGGACGUCUGUGAGCUCCGCUCCACCAAAAACUACCGGGUGGUGGCCACGGGGAGCACCGGGGUGGCCGUAGCGUCCGGGAUCUACAACUAUCUGAAAUACUUCUGUAACUGCCAUGUGUCCUGGUCCGGAACCCAGAUGGACCUGCCCAGACCCCUGCCCAAGCUCAGCGGGGUCCUGCGGAUCAGCACCGCGCACAGAUUCCGAUACUACCAGAACGUUUGUACCUUCAGUUACUCGUCCGUGUGGUGGGACUGGCCCCGAUGGGAGAAGGAGAUCGACUGGAUGGCCCUGAAUGGAAUCAACCUGCCCUUGGCCUUCACCGGUCAGGAAGCCCUGUGGCAAGAGGUUUACCGCGCUCUGGGCUUAAACCAGUCUGAGAUCGAAGACUUCUUCUCAGGCCCGGCGUUUCUUGCGUGGAAUCGUAUGGGAAACAUGUUCCAGUUCGGUGGACCUCUUCCACAGUCCUGGCAUUUGAACCAACUCUACCUCCAAUUUAAGAUCUUGGAGCGAAUGAGGUCCUUAGGUAUGAUUCCUGUGCUGCCGGCUUUUUCUGGGAAUAUCCCCAAAGGAAUCCUAAGGUUGUAUCCAAAAGCCAAUGUAACCAGACUGGAACCUUGGGCUCACUUUAACUGUAGCUUCUCCUGCUCCUAUAUGUUGGAUCCACGGGACCCACUUUUCUUCCAGAUCGGUUCCCUCUACCUUUCCCAAGUCAUAAAACAGUUUGGGACAGAUCACAUCUACAACACUGACACCUUCAAUGAGAUGACUCCGCCAUCGUCUGACCCCGCCUACCUGUCUGCUGUCAGUCAGUCUGUCUUUGCCUCAAUGACUGCAGUUGACCCUCAGGCAGUUUGGCUGAUGCAGGGCUGGCUGUUCUUCCAUGGUAGAACAUUCUGGAAGCCGGCCCAGAUUAAGGCCUUACUACACGGAGUGCCCCUCGGACGAAUGAUCGUGCUGGAUUUAUUUGCUGAAACAGUGCCAGUUUUUUCCUAUACUGAGUCUUUUUAUGGACAACCCUUUAUCUGGUGCAUGCUCAAUAACUUUGGGGGUAACACUGGUUUCUUCGGCACAGUGGAGAGCGUCAAUUUAGGGCCUUUCAAAGCCUUGCAUUUCCCCAACUCUACGAUGGUUGGUAUAGGAAUGGCCCCCGAGGGCAUAGAGCAAAAUCCAGUGACCUACGAGUUAAUGAGUGAGUUGGCUUGGCGUAAAGAGCCGGUCAACUUGGCCAAGUGGGUUUCACUGUAUGCUAUACGGCGCUACGGUAGCACACAGGAGAACCUGACUACCGCAUGGAGGAUUCUCUUCUCCAGUGUCUACAACUGCACUCUGCCGGGUUAUAAAAACCACAAUCACAGCCCGCUGGUGCGCCGGCCUUCCCUUCACAUGAACUCUGACCUUUGGUAUGACCCGGCUGACUUGGUGAAAGCUUGGAGGCUGAUCAUGGACGCAGCGCCGCCUCUCAUGUCCAAGGAGACCUUCCGUUACGAUCUUGUGGAUAUAACUCGGCAGGUGUUGCAGAUCCUGACCACGUGGUUUUACCAGGACAUUGCAGACGCGUUCCAGAAGCAGAAGCUGCCGGAGCUGCUGACUGCAGGUGGCGUUCUGGUGUACGACCUUUUGCCCGAACUGAAUCGACUCCUGAACAGCGACCGCAACUUUCUGUUAGGAACGUGGUUGGAGAGGGCCCGAUCUUUGGCCCUAGAUGAAAAGGAGGCGCAGCUCUACGACAUGAAUGCCAGGAACCAGAUCACACUGUGGGGUCCCAGUGGUGAGAUCCUGGACUAUGCCAACAAAGAGUGGGGGGGCCUAAUGGAGGACUACUAUGCACAGCGCUGGGGGCUGUUUGUCCACACUCUGGUGGAGUGUCUGAACAGUGGAAGGCCCUUUAAACAGGAUACCUUCAACCUGGCCGUGUUCCAGGUAGAAAAAGGAUUCAUUUACAACGGACACAAGUACCCGACUGAGCCUCAGGGAGACACUUAUGAAAUAGCCCAUAGGAUCUUCCUCAAAUAUUACCCACAAGCCCUCAGGAGACUAUAGUGAUCAAAGACAUCUGUGAGGACAAACCGGUCUCAUGUUGCAGCAAUAAGAAUGUCUUCAUCCACCUCCUGUUUUCUACGGGUAUCCCAAAACAUUUAAAUAUAGUUGAGACUGAAUUUGCAGGAGCACUGUUUUUACACUUGUAAUAGAAUCAGUCUUCAGUGGAGGAAGAAGAGUUUUAUUUACAUUCGCACACAUGUCAAUUGUUGUUUAUAAGAGGAAAGGUUGUUGUUGGACUGUGAACAUGUCUGAAGUUUUAUACUCAUGGAUUUGUGUGUUAAUAUUUGUUGUAAACUGGUUUAUUUGAAAUUUGUAUUUAUCUUAUAUUUUUUGGUGUAAAAUUAGAUGGUGCGUAGUUCUGUGUCAUUCUCUAUAAAUGUCUGUCAGUCAAAUAGUUUGUCUGUGACACUCGACUGCACAUGCUCUGUUCCUCUUUGAAUAUGUAGCCUGAUGACAUG
Sphaeramia orbicularis (orbiculate cardinalfish) is the source of this 2933-nucleotide messenger RNA. It is a transcript of the gene naglu, whose product is annotated as N-acetylglucosaminidase, alpha. The record is from RefSeq and is a predicted model, not a curated record. The transcript is spliced from 6 exons. Bases 220 to 2475 code for a protein of 751 amino acids. Lineage: Eukaryota; Metazoa; Chordata; Actinopteri; Kurtiformes; Apogonidae.